CGGUACUCGGUAGUCGGUACACGGUAACACGAACAAAAUGAAAACGAGAAUUGGCAGGGAAAUUUAAAAUUGAAGAAAGUUUGCGUCUUCAAAAGCAGCAGAAGGCGUGCAAAAUCGCGGCGUGCGAAUGAGUGAGAAAGUCUAUUUGAAAGUUGUUCUUUUGGGCAAGGUAAACAGUGGAAAGACAUGCCUUGUGACGCGAUAUAUUACAGAUACAUUCAGCCCUGAACAGCCUUCGACAAUAGGGGCAGCAUUUUGCAGAAAGGACAUCAAUGUGGAAGGCCAACUCAUAUCGCUUGCUAUUUGGGACACAGCUGGAGCUGAAAGAUACCAAGCAAUGAGCUCUAUGUAUUACAGGAAUGCGAAGGCGGCUAUCAUUUGCUUUGACUUGUCAGAGAUAUCAAGUUUUGAGAAAGCAGAUUAUUGGGUUAAACAAAUAUUGGAAAAUGAACCGAAAUGUAAAAUAUAUAUUUGUGGUACAAAACUUGAUCUGAUUGAGGAUGAAAUAAAGACGAGAGCUGUUUCUAAAGAUUCUGUAGAAGGGUAUGCUAGAGGUCGCAGUGCUGAAGUUUUUGAAACAUCCAGUAAAACUGGAACAAAUAUUGGAGAAUUAUUUCAAAGGAUCUCCUAUAUCUUCUUGUCAAACAGCGACCUCUUACCUAGCAAACAAGGUACGAAAGGUCGUCUAACACUAAGUUCAUCCGACCGACCCACGAAAUCAUCGUGCUGCUGACCGCAAAACCUGUCUUGUGAUUUCUCACUGGAUAGACAACCAGGAGUCACUAAAACCACUUGACGAUUUUGCUUGCUGUCGACGGAAAAUUUCGCGGAAGGCAAAAUGGCAAAAUGUUCCCUUUGCUUUUGGGACAGAUUAUCGCGCUGCUAAAGCUGCUUAAAAUUGUAAAUUUGUUCUUGACAAUUCGCCGACAAAAUAUACCUGAAUUAUUGAACUUCCGGGGACCCCAGGGGAAUCUUCCUCGUUGCAUGAUUCUGGUUGCUCUGAGGUAUUGAAAUAAGUGAAUAAUACGAUCCGUGCACUGUCGUAGUCAUCCAGACAAUAGCAUGUGCUUGUUUGGUCUCAGCAAGACUUAUUUCAAUACCUCAAAAUCAUCUAACGCUUCGUUUUAUCUCGGGUAACGGGGGUCAGCCUGAAAUAUUCGAGGCUAAUGCUGCUUUGCUUGCCUCAAGAGUGAUUAAAUGACACCAAAUGCUGCAAAUGAUAAUGAAAUGCCAACUUGCUGCAAUAAUGGUGUCUUUAGUUAAACUAUACCACUACAAUCUAUGUAAAAAUCUAAUGACAUAUAAAUCUGGCCUUAACAGUAGGCUAUAAUUUAAAAACCUGCAACCAUCAUCUCAUCGCCCUGUUUUGAUGGUAUAUAGACCAAGGUUAUAUUAGGCACGGAUCUAUGUACACGAAGGUAUGCAAUCUACCUCGCUAAUUGAUAGAUAAUUAGUUCUAAUAAUAUAAUUAUAGAUAGUUUGUUAUAAAUGAAUUCGUGGGUGGAAUUUUGUAAUUUUCUCUAAAAACUUUAAUGAGAGAAAUAAAAUAUGC
This is a messenger RNA of Dendronephthya gigantea, 1552 nucleotides long. RefSeq names its product ras-related protein Rab-24-like. The transcript is spliced from 8 exons. The coding region runs from base 128 to 733 and encodes 201 amino acids. Gene Ontology annotation, molecular function: GTPase activity; GTP binding. The record is from RefSeq and is a predicted model, not a curated record. Lineage: Eukaryota; Metazoa; Cnidaria; Anthozoa; Malacalcyonacea; Nephtheidae.